Molecule: messenger RNA, 981 nt
Organism: Dreissena polymorpha
Lineage: Eukaryota; Metazoa; Mollusca; Bivalvia; Myida; Dreissenidae
Product: zinc finger protein 62-like
Exons: 1
Coding region: 1-981 (326 amino acids)
Source: RefSeq, a predicted model, not a curated record
AUGGAAGCGUUGAUUUCACACCUUCUGUUGAGCGCCAGCUACAAACUGGGGCUGCCGUAUGGCGACUCUCCACUAAAUCUUAGCCUCAGCAAGUACGAGAGCCACACGUGCGAGCGCUUUGUUCAGUCUGAAGAUCUCCGGAGCGAGACGUUUGAUGCUUCAGACGCCGAUGGGGCGACAUGUUCUGACAACAGUGCCAACUCUUCUAUCAAUGAGGACGGUAUUUGCAUCACACGUAAUGCAGAGACAUCGCCUCGCUUGCUUCCAUUUUCAAUUGACGCCAUAUUGCGAGAUACCAAGCCGAGUUCAACCGGAUAUUCCCGUCACGCAGUGGUGACCAGUGCGCUCUCCCCAUAUCCUGAAAUUACAUACAGCGGUUCUCAGAGAAGCCGGAUGGAACUUUCGGAGGGUAAUGUGUUCUGGUGUCAUGUGUGCAACGCCUUCUGUUUGGACGAUAUCGACGCUAAGAACCACCAUACUUUACACUGUGUGCAAGGCGACACAUGCAAUCUCCGGAAGUCGCUGCUCGUCGCGCAUGGCUUCGUCUCGCGCCACACUCGCUUGAACGAGGAGAAGAUCCACUGCAGCCUCUGUGACAAGGCGGUGUCUCAAUGCUUCUUCAUCAAACACCAGCGUCUCCACGACGGCCAUAUAUGUGACGUCUGCCGGAAGGAGUUCUCCACCAACAGCCGCUUGAAGGAUCACAUGAACGUCCACAUGGGAGCGAUGCCGUUUUCAUGCACCAUGUGCGACCGGAAGUUCGCCAAGAGAUCUUCCCUGACACAACACAACCGCUACCACAGGGAUCAUAGAAGUUUUAAGUGCGGCUACUGCUCCAAGAAGUUUAACAGCAAGUACGCACGCGCAGUUCACGAGAGACUCCACACGGGAGAUAACCCAUUUCAGUGCCCGGUGGCAGAGUGCGACAAGAGUUAUCCACAGAAGAUCCAACUGAAACUUCAUUUGUGCUCGCACAAAUAG